Ctenopharyngodon idella (grass carp) is the source of this 12261-nucleotide messenger RNA. RefSeq names its product nuclear factor I/C (gene nfic). The record is from RefSeq and is a predicted model, not a curated record. The transcript has 11 exons. Gene Ontology annotation, biological process: regulation of transcription by RNA polymerase II. Lineage: Eukaryota; Metazoa; Chordata; Actinopteri; Cypriniformes; Xenocyprididae. Gene Ontology annotation, cellular component: nucleus. Bases 1102 to 2742 code for a protein of 546 amino acids. Gene Ontology annotation, molecular function: DNA-binding transcription factor activity, RNA polymerase II-specific; RNA polymerase II cis-regulatory region sequence-specific DNA binding.
CAUCCCUGUAUGGGCCAAUGACAAAUAAGGAUAAGUUAUAAAGUUAUAAAAAAGAAGAAAUAUUUUUAAAAUCUAGUUUAAAACACAUGUAGGCUACCAAGUUCUGUGUAUCCAUGCUACUUUGAAGGUUUAUACAAUUUUCCAAUUUGUUUAACCAGUAGCUUACUUGAACCUAUAGGCUACACUUGAGUGUCAUAAUUUAGUAAUAAGCAACUUAGUUUUCAAAACAUUUUUUUUCAAGUUUUUUCUUUUUAUUUAUUUACUUUACAAAUGUAAUAAAUUCUUUCGGUCAAGCAUCUUCAGAGAUUUUUUAGAAUUACUCAAUUUGACCUGAACAGAAAUUGAAGACAUGAUCAUCAUUUAUGCAUUGACGAUGUAUUGCAGUCAUUUUAUACAUUGCUUUUUUAUGUAUUUCUGAAUAACUGUACAAAAAUGAGCUUCACGUCAUUGACCCAUAUAUAAAAUAGCCUACACACAUAAACUACGCCAUCAAGUGCGGUUCUUCUAAGCGAGUUGCUCCGCUGCACACACACUGACACACACACACACACACACUCACGCCACCCCCGUAUUUCAUCAAUUCCUUCUCCGCGAGGACCGUAAGAUGUGUGUAUGGAGCUCAGAACACCGUCUGUGUUGCCAUUCGUGUUGUAAGAAACAAAAGAACAGACGAGGCAUUGAUUCCUCUCUAUACACAAGGACAUCUAUGCGUGCUGCAUGUGCAAUGCUGCAAAGCUAUGAGACCGACGAUUCAGCACUGUAAAUUAAAGAUACACGACCAAAACAACAGCCAGCACCUUCAGCCAGUGCACUCUGCAGCAAGCCGUGCAUUACUGUAAAAUCUUUAUUUUGUCCUUCUGUACCUUAUAACGAGGAUUUCGGAUCGGACGAGGCUCGAAGACUUCGCGUGGGACGUUUUGUAUUUGGUCAGUGUCCGGGUUUAUUUCUCCCAUCCGAAGAGCACGGAUUACUUCUUUGCGAAGAUAAAUGGAUACGGAGUUAUAAAAGCACCCGACGAGAUGACCAAGCGUUGAACUGCAGAACUACAAAAGCCUCGAAGCUGUAACUUUUUGGGGGGGAGGUUGGCAGUUUCGCUUCGAAAUGGAUGAAUUCCAUCCGUUCAUCGAGGCGCUGCUGCCGCACGUGCGUGCCUUCGCCUACACCUGGUUCAACCUGCAGGCCCGCAAGCGCAAGUAUUUCAAAAAGCACGAGAAGCGGAUGACCAAGGAUGAAGAGCGCGCCGUCAAGGACGAGCUCUUGGGCGAGAAGCCCGAGGUCAAACAGAAGUGGGCGUCACGCCUCCUCGCAAAGCUCCGCAAGGACAUCCGGCCGGAGUGUCGGGAGGACUUUGUGCUGUCCAUCACAGGGAAGAAGCCUCCGUGUUGCGUCCUCUCGAACCCAGACCAGAAGGGGAAGAUGAGGCGCAUAGAUUGCCUGCGUCAGGCGGAUAAGGUCUGGCGUCUGGACCUGGUGAUGGUGAUUCUGUUCAAGGGCAUCCCGCUGGAGAGCACGGACGGGGAACGGCUGGUCAAAGGCGGCCAGUGCUCCAAUCCCAUUCUCUGCGUCCAGCCCCAUCAUAUCAGCGUGUCCGUCAAAGAGCUGGACCUCUACCUCGCCUACUUUGUGCAGGAGAGAGAGGCUGAACAGAGCAGUAGUCCUCGUACAGGCAUUGGUUCAGAUCAAGAGGACAGUCGAGCAGCCACCAUGGAUGCCCCAGAGUUUCAAGAGAGCUUCGUAACUUCGGGCGUCUUCAGUGUAACAGAACUGGUGCAAGUAUCAAGAACACCGGUGGUGACGGGCACGGGGCCAAACUUCUCUCUCGGAGAGCUGCAGGGGCAUCUUGCUUACGACCUGAACCCUUCAGGGGUGGGAAUGAGGAGAACCCUACCCAGCACCUCCUCUAGUGGAAGUAAGAGACACAAAUCAGGAUCCAUGGAGGAUGAUAUAGACACCAGCCCAGGGGGCGAGUACUACACCUCUCCCAACUCCCCCGCCAGCAGUUCACGCAACUGGCCAGAGGAGAUGGAAGGAGGAAUCUCCCCUACAGUUAAGAAGACAGAGAUGGAUAGUCCAUCUCCUCAAGAGAGCUCUCCACGUCUCGGCUUUACACAGCACCACAGACCUGUCAUUGCAGUGCACAGCGGUAUCUCUCGGAGUCCUCAUCCCUCCUCGUCUCUGCACUUCCCUGGUGCUCCCAUUCUCCCCCAGACCGCCUCCACCUACUUCCCGCACACGGCCAUCCGGUACCCCCCACACCUCAGCUCUCAAGACCCGCUCAAAGACCUGGUCUCUCUGGCCUGUGACCCGUCCAAUCAACAGCCCAGCCCGCUGAAUGGCAGUGGUCAGGUGAAGGUAUCCAGUCACUACAUCUCCUCUCAGAUGCUGGCCCCCCCGCCACCCCCCGGCCUGCCCCGUCUGACGCUGCCCCCAGAGUCCAAAUCCAGCACCACCUCUGCAGACGCAGCUGCCAGCUCACCCACAUCCCCCAGUAAGUGGGACGCUUGCAACCCAUCCGUUCGUUCGCCCUCUCUGUCCCAGAGACCCAGAGAUAGCCAAAAAACGAAACAGCAGAACACACACAUCAACAGCAUACUCUGCUCCCGGGACGCCACCUGCCAACCGCUCCUUCGUAGGAAUUGGUUCUCGAGACCCUGGCAGUCUGUAUCAGGCACAGUCCUGGUAUCUGGGGAACUGAUUAUCACACACACAGACGAACCCGAGGAGGCACAGACAUGGAUUUGAAAAAUCAAUUUUUUGUGGAAUUUACAAGAAAAAAAGUUGUGAACGAGAUGCAAGAGGGAAAAUCCGAUAUAUAUGCAGUAUUUGUAUAUAUACACACACAUAUAUAUAUACACAAUAUGUGUGUAUAGAUAUAUGUGCACACAUAUUUAUAUAUGCAUAACGACGUACAGUAUAAGAUGCUUCAAUACACUUUUUUUUGGAAAAGACAAUGGAAACAGAGAAGAGAGUGAGAGAAUUGCCAUAGAUGGAACGGAAGAAAAGGACACAAAAGAGGAGGAUGUUUUUUUCUGGGAGGACAGCCCGAACUAUGGCGUACAUUGACGGACGUGUCGAAAAAGGCCCACCCUGACUCCCUGCCUCUUGGAAUGCCUCUCCUCAACCCCCUCCUUAUGCUACAGGUGCUGCUUCCUCCUAUAUGCAAAAUAAGUAUCCUUUAUUUUCUUAACGAACAGGGACGGGAAACCCCAAGGAAGGGGUUUUUCCGCUAGCAUUUCGCCACAGGUUUGGAGGUGAGCACGGUCUGUUUUUAUUCUUUUUUUAAGUGCGCAAAGGCAACACGACAUGGAAAAGGAAACAAAAAGGUUGAUGCUUCCGUUCACACAACAUUGUGGAAAAAGAAACAGAAAGGCCACUUUUCAUCCAGUUUCAUUGACAAUCAUGUAUCUGCGUCCUUGGUUUCGUUCAGAGGGUGGUGUUUUCUAAAUUGCAUUCUCCACCGUUUGUAACGGAGUCCACUUUUUGGUGGAAGCCCGUCAUGUUUUUUGUACAUCGGAGGAAUAUUAGUGGUACCUCAGUGACAUUAUACAUCACAGUCAGCAUGUGUACACACAUGCACACACACUUACAUGUAAACACACCUAUAUAGAGGCAAUGGCAUGUACUGUUAAAGGCUACACAAGGUGUGUGUGAGCUGAAAUGCAGCCUUCAUAGGAUGAGCCAGGGAAUAGCAGGGGUGAAUUAGCACCUUCCUCUCUUCGCAAUAUGAAAGCCCCUCAUUCCCUGGACCCGCUGUAAGUGUGUGUGUGCGUGUGCGUCCGUGUGUUUGUGCUUGUCAUAAACAUUGCUAGUCCCUUAUUCAUCUCUGUGAGUUCACAGAUUAGGGGUUUUUUUGAUUCAUGUAGAUACGUGGAUUUUUCCACAUAGUGACAAAGGGAGUUGAAAUAUAGUUCUGUCAUUACUUAGACAGUAUUGGGUGUAGAGGAUAGAUUUUUUUCUCUAUGUGUAAUUUGUUUAAAUUCAUUGGAAAUUACAGGCAUUGCACUACUUUGAAUUUUUAAUUUUCCUCUUUUGCAAAUUCCUGUUCGGCCUAAUCAUAUGGAAUGCUGCGAGUCGAUUAUUUUUGUCACGUUCUGAUCUCACCGUUGAUGAGGGUUGGUUUCCUAGAAGCUAAAAAGCUGAUCAGAACAAUCCAACAUUUUCUAUGUAAAUGUCUCCAUGUUUAUGUGAUUACUUUUAUACAAUUCCCAUAGUUUAAGAAGAAAACAAAACAGGCUAUCUUUUUCUUUUUUUCCCAUGUUUCUAUUGCAAGAAACUAUGACUGUUUUUAUUUUGAAGCAUACUAUAUACUUUAAUCCGUAGGAAUGUCAAUGAUUUGGAUGUUUGACGUGAGACGGGCUGUAAUGCGCCACGACGACAAUACAAAGAGGAAGUCAGUCAGUGGCUAUGCUCCCAGAGUUCAUUGGGAGGUGGACGCCUACGACCAGCAUGUCUCUGGCUGGUUGCCUCAGAAAUGGGUUAUUCUGCACUCUGAGAUGUGUUGAUUUGUACUAAUGAAAUAACAUCAGGGCUUAAUCUACAACGCUACCGAACCCAAAUCACGAAGCCAUGAAAAGUGCCUGAGACAUUGCGAGAUUUUCAUUUGAAUUCUUCCUCUUUUUUAAAACUUGCUUCAUUUACUGUGGGUUGUUGUUGUUGUAGAAGUUCAAGGGGUUGUUUUUAUGCCCAGAGAGAUAUUUUAAAUGGCCUAGCAAGUCCCCAAGCCCCUCAUCAGCUGCAUGGGCUAACGCUUAGCAACAGGAAACGCAGAUGGUUGAACAAAACACACACACACACACACACACCCUUAUAUUCUGCCAGGACAUGACAAAAUCAACACAUAUCAGAGAUUUACUAGGUACCCUCACAAAUACAAACACCGAUAUGAAAUAAUAUCCACACACUCUGAUUGCUUUCACUAACCUUUUAUAAUGGCUUUGCAUAUACAUUCUGUUGAGUUGACCAUAGUAAGACCCAGAAUACAUGCAACAUGACUUGUUUUAAUGGUGCUGAUAUGAAAAUUAUAUGGAAAUCUCUAUAUAUGAGUUAUAUAUAACUGUGCAUGGUGCUUUCAAAAGAAAAAUCAUGAGAAUUAAGCUCAAACAACCACCGUAUCGCUGACAUGGGCGCAUGGCAGAUAAUCUUAGUAUUAGCUCUGAAGCUAAAUGCUCCCCAGAUUCUUCUUGACUACCCCCCUUGAGCAAAGAGCCAAUGACACAGAUGGAUUUUACCUUUGUACCACAUUGGUUUUGACUUUUAUCCUACAAUCCCUCUUCUACUUUGCACGAUAUUUUAUAAACAUAUUAUGUGCCUUGCCUUUAGUUAAGAACGAUAAUGCGUAACUUUAAAGGAGUUGAUAAUUUUUUUCUUUUUUUGAUGUAACCAGUGUCACAAAGGAAAAAAUGCUGCAUGUUUGAUUGCCUGUCAUAAUCAGAUUAAGACUAACAGGUUACCUGAUAGCUGUAGUUUUGGAUGGGUGAGAGAGGCUUUUUUUUUUUACCCUUUUCCUCUUUUAAAAGCACCGUAGUUGGCAUGAAAUCUACCUUGCAUUAUUUUGUUACCAUUUUAUUUCCCUCCUCUUUUCAUAUAAUGAGAAAGUAACAAAAUCUGUGAAAGAUGCAGUACCAGCUCUCUCCAUAUCAGCUCUGAGCUGAUAUUUUGAUUCCCUUUCAUGAUAGGUUUCUCUUAAAUUGUUUAGAUUGUAUAUUUGUUACCAUGUAUUUAAAUGAGUUUGUACCCAUUAUGGAUGUAAAGAGGAGAGGCCAGAGAUAAAAAUUAGAUGGCCAUCCUCUAUAAACCUAUUAACUAGUUUUGGUUAGGUAUAAAUUCCACAACUAAGCACUUAGCAAAUUAUUUUGCAAUCAGUAAGACUUUACAUCCCCACAACAUGAUUUUUGCUUUUUGUCAAAAAGUCACAUUUACAUUUCAUUAUUUCUGAAAACCUACGCAUUUGUUAAAGGGAUAGUUCACCCCAAAAUGAAAAUGUAGUCAUUAUUUAUUCACCCUCAUGUUGUUCUAAACCUGUAUGACUUUCUUUCAUUUUUCAGUGGAACACAAAACAAGAUAUUUUGAAAAUUGUUGUCCAUACAAUAAAAGUCAAUAGAGUCUGAUGUUGUUUUGGACCCCAAUCAAAAAUCAAAAAAUCAAACAGCAUUCUCAAAAAAUAUCAGUUCCGCAGCAAAAAAAGAAAUAAAGUCAUUCAGGUUUGGAACGACAUGAGGGUGAAUAAAUAAUGACAAAAUGUGUACUGUCCCUUUAUCCCUAUUAAUAACACUGGCUGCAAUAGAAUAUGUAGUAAUGUUUGACAUAAAUGAUUUCUUUAAUUAGGGAUUAAGUUGUUUUAUUAAUCGAGUCCCUUGUAUACGUCCAUAUACGUUAACUGUAGAACGCAUUCAUAGAGAGUAGCUGAAAUGUAUUUGUCCAAUUCAACGUACAGACACAAGAACAGCAAAAAACCAUUGAACUGCUGACUUUGUGUGUCUUCUUAGAAAAUGAAUUAAUACACCAGGAUGCUUCUUCUUCUUCUUCUUUUUAUAAAAUUAGAUGGUAGGAGAUAAUUUAUAAUUUGUAGCGUGUAGUGUCAGGGGACUAUAUUGCAGAGGAGAAGAUAUUGUGUAUUUCUGGAGCUGGGUUAGGAAAGGCCAUGUUGUAGUUUGUGAUGCAGUGUACAGUAUUGUUUCUGCAAUGGAUAUUGCAACGCUGGUAGCUAAUACGAUUUGCUGGUAGCUAUUUAAAAGUUUAAGUCGAAUGAGAAAGAACGAGAGAUUUUGUUUACAUGAUGCCUGUGGUAAGAUCUUGAUUGUGGAAGAUUUGUGAGCCCGCCGUUGUCCACCCUGGCCGAAUCGGAGUGCUGAAGCAGAACAGGCAUUCCAUCUUUACCAUAAUCCAAACUUUUGCAGAAGUGCUAGCUUCAUUUAGCACGCAAUUUUUCUUGUGUUUAACGGGACAGGCGAUGGGCCAGGGGUCUGCCUCGAAGCAUGAGGCACAGCUGUUUUUUGUUCAUUCUAAACAGUAUUGAAGCAAAAACGGCAAACUUCUUAUUUUUAAAUGACCUGAAGCUCUCACGGCAUCUCUCCGGUACAGACUCGCAUGGUCCACUGCCUGUCCCGUGAAGAUUUGCACUGCUCCAUUUUCAUCUUUCUAAAGCUGUCAACCCUCUGGCCAGGGUACGAUGGCAGGUUCAGUUGAACAGGGGUCUGAUGGUGGUUUCGCCAGCACAGCGGCUCCGUAGUGAGCUCUGUGUGCAUGCGUCUUCUUUUUCGUUUGGUUUUUGUAUAUGCUAACAUUGGCUACAAACGGCCGAGAGAUCGAAACACUUCAAGAGCAGAUUGUUACCCCAGUGUGUGCUUUUUAAAGUGGCCACAGGUGAUGAUUGAACUUGCUAUGACGUGAAUAAUGCAUUUGCGCUGAUGCAUGUAAAAGAAACAUUAUCUUACUGUUUGAUUUUGAAACCCUUUUUAUAGUGCGAUGAUUAUCAUUUUUAUGCGUGUUGUUGAAAUGUUACAUUUUGAACACAGUUAUCUUGUGUAUAAAUGCUUACCAUAUUUCCAGUAGAAUGAGGAAAAAGGAAAAAUGUACAUUAAAAAUGUCUUUUUGUAAGAGAAAAUAUGUUUUUUUGUUUGUUUUGUUUUGUUUUGUUUGGAUUUAGUAGUCAUAAGCUUGUGGUCAAGCCACAAAAAAUUUUGAAAGCUCCUUCUAAAGGAUCUGCUGUUGAGAAUAUAAUGUCAGCACCAAAAGCACUCAUCUUUCCCACAGUUAUCAAGUGUUAUUUUGAUCAGAAAAUAUGGACUCCAGUAAAUUCAGCAUCACUUGUCGUCAUUUUAAACAGAGCAAACAGCUUCACCAAGCUUUGUGAGGUUUAUGCAGGUUCCAUUGGCAUUUUAUUUUUUGUUAUAUCCAAGACUUAUUUUUUCUCUUUUGUCAUGCUAGCUUCAAGAUCUUUUAAACACAUUUUUCCUGUACUUCUACUUGGAAGAUUGCACUAGAUAUUCUGGUAUUAAUAAUAAUAAUAAUACUUCUUUUUAAGGUUUGCUUCUCUGGGGAUAUUUCUUAGCCUUGAUAAGGUACCGUGAUGAAUACAGAUUAAUGGUGAGAAUGAAAGAAAGAUAGAGAGAUUAAGCUGCUUGAAUGGCACCCUCUUAUUUACCUGUUGUCAUUUAUGUGAUAAAUUUACCCUUUUAAGGUGUUGAAAUCAUGCCAGGUUCCUGUGCACUGCGAACCUCAGAGGUUUGAACUGGAUUCUUGAGGUAGAAUAUGUACAGUCACACUGCAACAAUCAUUUUCGAAAUCAGUACUUUGCCUUUUCCCAUUAAAAAAAAAAUCUAAACAUCCUUAAAACAAAAUACAUUUACCUGAGAAUUAAGACUUGAAUCAAGUUUGUAUUCAGCAAGGAUGCAUUUAAUUGAUCAAAUGUAACAAAUGUUAUAAAAGAUUUCUCUUUCAAAUAAGCACUGUUUUUUUGAAACAGCAUCCAUUUAUCACAGAAUCCUGGAAAAAAAAUAUCCCAGUUUCCACAAAACUAUGAAGCAGCAGAACUGUUUUCAACAUUGAUGAUAAGAAAAAUGUUUCUUGAGCACCAAAUCAGCAUAUUAGAAUGAUUUCUGAAGGAGUAAUGAUGCUGGAAAUUCAGCUUUGCCAUCACAGAAAUAAAUUACAUUUUAAAGUACAUUAAAGUGGAAAACAUUUAUUUUAAGUUGUAAUAAUAUUUCACAAUAUUACCGUUUUACUGUAUUUUUGAUCAAAGAAAUGCAGCCUUGUUGAGUAUAAGAGACUUCUUUCAAAAACAUUAAAAAAUGUUACCGACCUUAACUGAGUUUUGAAUAGUUGUGUACAGUAUAUAUAAAUACAAAAAAAAAAAAAGGGAUGUUUAGGUCUUUUUACUUGAAAAUUAUAUAAAAAUACAUUUUUAUUUAUUUAUUUUUUUUUUUUCCAAAGCAGUUUCUUAAACCACCUGUGGACAAUCAGUGGCAUGGCUUACUUCAGCCCAUUGAUAGUUUUCUGGAGCAUGCGUGUACAGACUAGCAUAACUAGCAGGAUUUUAGACCUCACUCUUCUGAGUGCCUUCCUGGAUUCAGCCUAGAGCCGUUGGAUGUGGGUUUACGCUGUGUGAUCUUCCCCUGUUUUUGUAAGAUCAACCUACUCAUGCCUGGAAUGUGCAUCACUGAAAAGAUUGUUUAAUUCGAGGUCCAGGCACUUUAAUUAGUCAUUGACACAUGUAAUUAUGCUGAAUAGAAUGUAAAUUUCCCAAGUCCAAUUUCCCUGUUCACCCACGGACAUAAACAGGAUGUGAGGAGACCCUACUCAGGCAUACGUGAGAGAAUUAGACAUGUAUGAGUGUUUCACUCGCCGUUUCCUUUUGCGGUUCGUGUAAUGUAAACCUUGCAAUACCAUGAACUUCGCACGGUCGAGGUAGAUAGAAACGUGAACGUGUGGUCAGAUCUUUGUUUUGUCUCCUCUCAGUAAGGGCUGGACAACCUCUUCAGGGCUGAGGCAUUGAAAUGCAGUUUCUACUCUUUCCUUCCUUACAUUUUCAAUGUUGUGACACUUGGCAGGAUGCAUGUCAUAGUUCUUGUCAGCUGAUGAAUUGAUACGUGACAUGCUUCUUACUGGUAGCGACUGGUGAAUCUGAAAUGGAUGAUGUGCAGUUAUGUCUGUCUGCACUGAAUUGGAUCCCAUAAUAACAGCUCAAUCCAGCUGCUUGGUUUGAAAUCAAACUAGUAGUAAUACACUAAAGGUUUUUUAAUGAUCUGGAAAUUGUACAGCAUCUAUGCAACUAAUCCUGGCUUUACUGAAAUCUUUGUGCUGAAAGUCCUUGCUAAUAUUAAGGACAGUUUCAAUGUGUGUAAAGCCUUCCAAGCUAGGCUAAACCUACUAUUAUAGUACUCAGUAGUACAGUGAAACUAAUGCUGCGUUUACCUCUGGUCAGAAUUAGCAUAAAGAGAUUUCAAUGUGAGUUCACAAAAUACUUAAUCACUACAUUAACCCGCCUCUAUAUAUAUAUAUCUAUUUCUAUAUAUAUAUAUAUAUAUAUAUAUAUACAUACAUACACACACUUGUUCAAAUGUUUGGGAUCAGUAAGAAUAUUUUCAAGAAAUUAAUACUUUUAUUCAGUAAAGAUGCAUUAAAAUGAUCAAAAGUGACAUUUUAUAAUUUUAUUUUUAAGAUUUUUAUUUACAAUUAAAUGCUGUUCUUUUGAACUUUCUAUACAUCAAAGAAUGUAUCACAGUUUCCACACACAAAAAAAAAUCAGCUUUACCAUCACAUAAAUAAAUUACAUUUUAAACUAUAAUAAAAUAGAAAACAGUUAUUUAAAAUUGUAAUAAUAUUUCACAAUUUUACUGUUUUUACUGCAUUUUUAUCGGAAAAAAAUUUCAGCCUUAGUGAGCAUAUAAUAGAGACUUAUUUCAAAAACAUUAAAAAAAAUUCUUACCAAGCCCAAACUUUUGAACGGUAGUAUAUAUACUCAUUAUUGCGGUAAUUCUGACAUGAUAUGAAUGCAGCAUUAUAAAAUUCUUCUUUGCCCAGGUCUGAAACAGUCACUUCUGACAGUACAUUUGUGCAUAAGUGAGGUCAUGGGCGUCCUUAGGGUGGUGCAACCAGUGCGGGUUGCCCCAUGGCGAACGGAACCCCCCCCCCCCCCCCAAAACGCAAUAGCGACAGACUUCCCCUACCUCGUUCUGGGCCCCGCCCCAUGCUUGGGACAGCCCUGUGUGAGGUCAUUGAUUUUACUGACAUCACAUUUAAAGUAUGUAAUUCAAACUUCUCAAUCAUUGAUUCAGAUACUCAUGUUGCUGAUUGAGCUGUAGGGGUGAUGGAGGGUUUUAAUCUGAACUUUGAUGACAUUUUACUGUAGAGUUGAUGGUGGCACACUGUUUCUAUAGCAGAUAAAUAUGAAUGAAGACCCAUCCUCAACUUUUGUAGUAUGGCUAAUUAUUUCUACGCUCCCUUUUUCACUCUUAGCAAACCAGCAAUUGAAGUCUAAGGUAUAUACAUUGAUACAAAUACCAAAAUGGGUUAAAAACACAGUUUUAACAUGCAGUGCCUGUCAUUUAUCGCUUUGCUCUGGUUUCUUUUCUUUGUAAACCGUGAGCUGUGGGGUUUCACUGUACCAUUGACAUCAUCUCUGCAGUGUUGGCCUGGAUUGGUUUAUCAAGCGCUUUUUGUACGUUGUUGUCCAACCAAGGGGCCAGAUUUGCCAAAGCCUCUCAAUAACACAACCUCAGAGUGCCGCAACAUAUUACCAUUAACUAACGUUCGAGGUUAGUACAGUAUGACAAUGCUAAGAAAGUUAGCACGUGUUAAGGGCUUUCUUAAAUCUGGCCCUAAGGUUAAAAUGGCUCAAACGGGGUGAACAAUACCUAUUAGUCACGUCUCUGUUCAAAGGGGAGAAAAGCCAUUUGUGGGCUUUGCAAUUUAUGCAAUAUUUUGAUAAGUCUUUCACAAAUGAAUUGCCAAAAACACCCUGACAUACCGCCUACUCCCGAAUGUUUGAGACCCCCAAAACAGUCACGCAUCAAUAUUUCAGGGUGCCCUCUCCCCCAUUAGAACAAUUGUUUUGUUUUAUUCUGUUCAAUGAAUUAAGGUUUAAUUUCUACAAAUGUUUCUAUCGUUGUUGUUUUGUUUGUUUUUAAGCAUGCUGUUUUCUCUAUGUUUGGACGCUUUGAGUUGAAAGGACGAAGGUUGAAAUGUUUUUCAGAGAGCAUUCUAAUGCAGUGUUAAAAUUUCAAGGUUUUUGUUGGUUUUUCCUUCCUCUUUUUUUAAUCACAUUAUUCUUUACAAAUAUUACCAUAGUAGUUACUCAUUAAACGCUUGCUUGCUGCACAGAUAAACACACUUCACACCAGGAAGGGGCAUGUGGACAUUUAGUUCAGACACAUUCACAACUGGCAUGAUGACAUGUUCUUGCAUCCAUGUUUUUUUGGAAAGCAUCAGAUUUUUGUUAUUUGUCUUUGUUUCUCUAAGAACCUCGCUAAAUUGUAAUGUAUCAGCAAAUGUCGGUAUGUCGGUUUUGAAACGAAUGAGAAAAGACUUUUUGUUUUUCUCAUGCACAACAAACUAAAUUUGCCAUGUGUUUUUGAACUGGUGUGAGGGGGAAAUUACAGCUUUAACAAUAUUUCAUUAUAACAUUGUAUUCAGCCAUCGCUGUUCGCAAAAAAAAAUCGCUCAUGAAUACAGUACUGGAAGUGAGUAUGUUUCCCUAUGCAAAAAAAUAAAUAAAAUUAAAAUUAAAUAAAAAAUAAACAAAGCUAUGCUACAACUCAGAAA